This is a messenger RNA of Malus domestica (apple), 2839 nucleotides long. NCBI's taxonomy places the organism in Eukaryota, Viridiplantae, Streptophyta, Magnoliopsida, Rosales, Rosaceae. The record is from RefSeq and is a predicted model, not a curated record.
AGGAACCAAGUCCAACUCCAAGUUAGCAGACGCUUCCACUACUUUUCACAAUGUCAUCGACUCCAACUGCCGAACCCUCCGUAACUCAACUACUAAACUCACCGUCCACUCUCAACGGUCACGAUUCAACCGAUCUACCCCAACCGCCCCAGGACCCCGCAACCCAACCGCCAGACGACGCCGUUUCCGGCGACAAACGCAAGCGAGAGGAAAACGACGACGUCCCCAACCCUUCCGCCGCGCCCCCUCUAUGGAAGACCAGCCUCUGCUCCUUCUUCAGGCGCGAGGCCAAAACCUGUGGCCACGGAAGCGAGUGCCGCUACGCGCACGGCGAGGCGGAACUCCGUCCCCGACCCGACAACACGUGGGACCCGACAUCCGAGCGCGCCAAGAAGCAGAAGUUGGAGGAGGAGAUUGAGGAGUGCAUGGCUUUGGACAAUGUGAUGAUGACGGAGGCCGUCGAUGACGACGGAGACGGCGGCAGCGAUGCUGGGGGUUUGGAUCCUGAGCUGAGCAAGUGCCUGGUGCAUCUGCCGAGGAAUUGGAAAUCCGAGAAAUUGAAAGAAUUUCUCAGUGAGAAGGGAAUCGAAUUUAAGUCGGCGAAGAAGAAGAAAGGCAUGGCUUUAGGGUUUGUGAGUUUUGAGAACGCAGAGCAGUUACAAACUGCUGUGAAGGUAUCCCCUGACUUGAAUAUCAACAAAGUUAUGAAGGUUGCGGACGUCAUUCCCAGAUCAUUUGAGAAGAGAACUAAAUCGAUAUUGGCACCUCGAAUCCCAGGUGUUGGAUUAGAUGGGGAGAAUGUGGAUGACUCUAUGAUGGCAAACGGUUCUGAGGAUGGUGAUGGGACUACUGGACGAAGUGCCCGUAAAGUCGUGACUCCUCUUGCUCAUAUGUCUUAUGAUGAUCAAUUGGAGCAUAAAAAGAGCUCUCUUAUGCAGAUUCUCAAAAGACUUACGAGGAACACUCAUAAAGCUUGUCCUGAUGGUAUUCCACUUCCAGAGUGGAUUGUCAAGUCUAGGGAGUUAGGUGGUCUUCCAUGCAGUUUAGACGGUAUACUAGCAUCCCCAGUUGUAAAAGGAUAUCGCAACAAGUGUGAGUUUUCAGUUGGGUAUUCUCUACAGGGAAAAGUAACUGUGGGGUUUAUGCUUGGAAACUUUAGGGAUGGUGUUACAGCAGUUGAAGAACCUUUUGACUGCCCAAAUGUUUCCAGAAUUUGUUCCGAAUACGCUUCAAUAUUUCAAGAAUUUCUGCAACAUUCGAGUUUACCGAUUUGGAACAGAUUUAAGAAUAUUGGAUUCUGGCGUCAAUUGACGGUUCGAGAAGGGAGGAGGCCAGGCAUUGCUACUGAUUCUGAACAUUGUGAGGCCAAUAUUGUGGAGGUCAUGCUGAUUGUUCAGGUUUCCAGUAGUGGAUUUGAUGAUGCACAGAUAACUAGUGAAUACGAGAGGUGGGCCCAAGCUUUUGCUGCAGGAGCUGCUGCUAGCUCUCCAGCUUUGCCACUAACGUUUUUAGUUAUUCAGGAUCACCAAGGAAUAUCAAAUGCAGCGCCAGCUGAUGCUCCACUGCACUCAUUAUCUAUUCCUAAAGCAGAAGGUGGUUCCGAAAAGCAGGCCGCCGACAGUGUUGUAGAACCAAAAAUUCAUGACUAUAUAAACAAUCUUAAGUUCUGUAUAUCUCCAACCGCCUUUUUCCAGGUUAAUACCCCUGCUGCAGAGAAGCUAUACUCGCUUGCAGGGGAUUGGGCUCAGUUGGGUCCUGAUACCUUGCUAUUUGACGUAUGUUGUGGGACUGGAACAAUUGGGCUGACUUUAGCACACCGUGUUGGUAUGGUUGUUGGCAUUGAAAUGAAUGCAUCUGCGGUUUCAGAUGCUCGUAGGAAUGCUGAAAUUAAUGACAUAAAGAACUGUAGAUGUGUCUGUGCGAAGGCAGAGGAUGUGAUGCGGUCUUUGUUGGAAGAGUACACAACUGCAUCUCAGAAACAAGAUGAUCUCGUCUCUGAAGGUAGUGACAAAGUUAUAGUUACUGAGGACGAGAAAGCAAUCUCAAUGGACAACAAACCCAACCCUGAGGAGAGUUCAAGCCAUGAGCUUGAAAAUGGAAACACUGCAUCUGAGGGUUUAGAAAUCGACAAGCAGGAAGUGAGAAGCCAACCUCAGAGCAGUUGCACUUCUGAAAAGGGGAAAACUCCAGUCGAAUGUUUCAGUAAUGUUGUUGCUAUUGUUGAUCCUCCAAGAAACGGACUUCACCCCACUGUGAUCAAAGCACUGAGGACUCAUGCUGAUCUACGGAAGCUUGUGUACAUUUCCUGCAAUCCUGAAACCUUGGUGGCAAAUGCGAUCGAGCUUUGCACACCAUCUCCUGAGAAAAUAGACAAGAACAAGAACAGAGCAUGGAGAAACAUGGGUAGUGCUGGCCUAGCACGGCACAGGGCCAAGUCUAUGCCUGCUUCAGAGCCUUUCCGACCGGUAAAAGCAAUGGCUGUUGACAUUUUCCCACAUACCGUACACUGUGAAUUAGUAAUGCUCCUUGAGAGGUAGGCAGGCUCCAGUCAGUCUGGGAAAUUUCGUUAUGUGCAUGCAGCUGAUCACACCAAUCUGAAUGCUUCAACAAAUAAUUUAUUUCGUUUACUAACAAAUUUUGACAGUAAAUUCUACAGAGUUUACAAUUAGCAUCUCUACCAGUUUUGUAGGAUCGAUGUAUUUGAAUUCUCGAACCAUCAAUUUGGUCCCAAAGUGCUGAUUCAUUUUCGCAUGUUAUGGGAUCCCAUGUGUCGUUGAUUUUGGUGACAUUCGUAUGAUCGCGUCAUACAUUUGCUCGAUAUACUCUUUUCACGAGUGUA